GGUUCAAGGGUGAGAGAGAGAGAGGAGUGUUGUUGGAGUUGUACGAUGUCGUAGGGGUAUGUAUGUAUGCCAGGAUUGCUAGGGGAGGGAGCAAGGCUUCAUAUAAUCCGAAUGGAACAAGGCCUCUGGAUAAGUGAGCUGGAGAGUUGGGCUCUAGAGAUUGGGGGAAGAGGGCGUGAAGUAUUGUGCAGGUUGGUGAAGGAUUGGGCAAUAACGUGUGUUUGACGUGAAGCCAGGGUGUUGGUUUCCGAUGAGGACCUGAGGCGAUGGGGCCGGUUGGAUAAAGCAGGGGGUGUAUGAUUCCGAGGCGGUUGGGGAUGGAAAGGAGUUGAGAUGUGAGAGUGAUUAUAAAGUGAGUAUGGUCAAGAUUUUGUGGAUAUGGUACAAGUGCAAGAAUAUAGCCAUCAGGCAGGAGAGCAGUCCGAUGAGAAUCCAAAAAGUGCAGAGACGGAAAGAGUAAUACGUGAUGCUGGGGGUCGGGGCGCGACGGGUGGGAGGUGGUUUGCUUCUUAACGGAGAGUGGGCAGCUCUGGCGCGGACGGGCAGGGAAGACGUAGGACGGGGAUCGGAGAUGGCAGAGGCAGCGACGGCAGAGACGGGGAAAGUCGUCCAGUUCAGGGUACUUGGGUACCUAAGGUACGUAGUGAGGUAUACGGAGUACCUACAGAAGGACCCCAGACGGUACGACACCACACGACUGGAAUUGGAACAACAGGCCCUGCACUGCUACCUUCCCUUGGGUACAACUCAGAAGUACUUGCCAUCCCCCCUGCUUGACCCGAGAUGCCUUACGGUGCCCACUGCCAGCUGCUUGCUGUGUGGCCUUCUCCCUCAGAACCCCGAAAGAUUGGACAAGACGGGAUGGAUGGGUUGGAGAGGGAAGAGGAGCGACAGGGUUUUCCGUAUGGCUGGCGAGAGGCCAGGCCGCCGCCAGAGGCGUGAGUCGCCCAAAUGGACGGGCGGUCUGCCUCUUGGGGAAUGUGGAUGCGUGAACGAAGGCGACGAUGCGUUACAAGUUAUCAACAAGUCAUUCUGUGCCUCAUCCUCAUCCUCGGGCGCGUUGGCGUGAAGGAGGACUCGGAACGGUCAAGGAGUGACAUGACCCCAAGUACA
Messenger RNA from Colletotrichum acutatum, 1113 nucleotides. RefSeq lists its product as uncharacterized. The transcript has a single exon. Lineage: Eukaryota; Fungi; Ascomycota; Sordariomycetes; Glomerellales; Glomerellaceae. The record is from RefSeq and is a predicted model, not a curated record. The coding region runs from base 467 to 1069 and encodes 200 amino acids.